CGAUUUGAGAAAUCGGGAGAGCGGGGAGAACUUGACUCAUCUACUUUUCAUGGCCGUAUCGCACUUGGACUUUGUUCUGAGGACUACCUGGAUCGUUCUGGGAUCUUGAACGUUCUUUGUGAUUCUCUUUACAGGCGGUUCGAGCGAUAUGGGAAAUUAGAAGAUCUAGAGGAGGUCGUCAAGCAUCAUUAUGCUGCCCUGGAACUUCGUCCCAUUGGCCAUCCCGAUCGUUCUAGGUCUCUGAGUAACCUUGCAGUUUCCCUUCACACUCGAUUUGAACAAUAUGGACGGACUGCAGAUAUUGAUGAGGCUAUCAAGCAUCAUCAUACUGCUUUGCAACUUCGCCCCGACGGCCAUCCCGAUCGUUUCGCUUCCCUAAGUAACCUCGCAGGUGCUAUUACAACUCGAUUUCAACGUCAUGGGCGUACAGCAGACCUUGAUGACGCCAUUGAGCAUCUUCGUAUUGCACUGCAACUGGCCCCCGAAGAUGAUCCCAACAGGUCCAUCCCCUUGAAUAACCUUGCAGGCUCUCUUCAUUCUCGAUUCAAACAGCACGGACGGACCUCAGAUAUUGAUGAGGCUAUUGAACAUUAUCGUGCUGCUGUACAACUUCUCCCCAAUGGCCAUUUCAGUUGUCCUGUUUCUCUGAAUAACCUUGCGCUUUGUCUACAACUUCGAUUUGAACAGCAUGGAUGGACUAGGGACAUUGAUGAAGCCAUAUCUCAUUAUCGUGCUGCCCUGAAACUUUUCCCUGACGGCCAUCCCAAUCGUUCUGAAGCCCUGGGUAACCUUGCAAUCUCCCUUCGAUCCCGAUUUGGACAGCACGGGAAGAGUGCAGACCUUGAUGAGGCUGUCAAGCAUCACCGUACUGUCCUGCAACUUCUCUCUAACCGCCAUCCCAAUCGCUUUAUGUCUCUGAAUAACCUUGCGUGUUCCCUUCAACAUUCAUUCGAACGGAACGGACAGGCUGCAGAUCUUGAUGAGGCUAUUGAGCUUAAUCGUGCAGCCCUGCAACUUUUCCCUAACGACCAUCCUGAUCUUUCCAUGCCCCUAAACAAUCUUGCAGAGCUACUUUGCACUCGAUUUGAACAGAUUGGACAGACUGCAGAUCUCGAUGAAGCCAUUAAGCAUCACCGUACCGCCCUGGAACUUCGACCUGAUGGCCAUCCCAAUCGUCCUCGGACUCUCGGUAACCUUGCGAAGUCCCUUUCCAUUCGAUUUCAACAGCAUGGACAGACUGCAGACCUUGAUGAGGCCAUUGAGCAUCAUCAUGCUGCCCUACGACUUCGCCCUGACAGUCAUCCUGGUCAUUCCGUGUUACUGAAUAACUUUGCUGCUGACCUUCGAUCUCGCUUUUAUCAAUAUGGACAGACAAUAGACAUUAAUGAGGCCAUCGAGCACCAUCGCGCCGCUCUGCAGCUUUGCCCCGACAGCCAUCCCAAUCGUCCGGGGUCUUUGAAUAAUCUUGCUGCUGACCUUCGAGCUCGGUUCGAUCAAGAUGGACAGACCACGGACAUUAAUGAGGCCAUCGAGCACCAUUGCACUGCCCUGCAUCUUUGCCCUGAUGGUCAUCCCGAGCAUUCCGGAUCACUGAGAAACUAUGCUGCUUCAUUACUUUCUCGAUUUGUGAAGUCUGGGUUCACGGACGAUUUUGAAACGUGUGUACGAUCACUCGAGCGCGCCGCUGAGCAUAAGUUUUCUGGCAUCGCGGUCCGUCUCGCAUCCGCCGUUAUGUGGGCCAACGUUGCCCGAAAUCAUGCUCAUCAUACUACAUCUCGAGCUUACAAGGUAGCGCUGUUGCUUCUCCAACGUGCUGUCACUGUCAGCCCUACUCUUCAUACACAGUGCAACUUCUUUAAAAGGAAAAGAAACUACGGAACACUCGCUUUAGACGCGGUCGCCUAUGCUGUCGAUGGAAAUAGGCUUGAAGAGGCUAUAGAGAUAGGUGAACAAGGAAGGGGUCUUCUCUGGUUGCAAAUGCGCAAUUUUAGGGCACCUCUUGAUGAUCUCGCAGAAACAAAUAGAGAGCUUGCUGAGAGAUUUAAGAGUGUUAGUCGCCGGCUGGAGAACCUUGUGACAUCAUCUACAGAGUUUCAGUCUAAGCACCUCUCUCUUGAGCAGGAGGAUAUCAUUCAUGAGAUACGGCGAAUCCCUGGGUUUCAAGGGUUUCUAGCUGCGACACCGUUUAAAGUACUCCAGCAGGCAGCUUUGGAGGGUCCGGUGGUUGUGGUAAACCGUUGCAAAUAUCGAUCUGACGCACUCAUUGUCCUCUCCCGCGAAGACAUGCCGGUCGUUUGUGUUCCGUUAGAUAGACAGUUCUAUAAGGAUAGCACUACUUUAUCCGUUGAGCUCUUGGCAACACGACAGGUCUUUAAGGCUGGCUCACCCGAAUAUAACGAGAAGCUUAUCGAAGCAAUGAAGAUGCUCUGGGAUAGAAUCGUCAGCAAAGUCGUCAGCAAACUUAAGGAGCUAGGGAUUGGCGAAGGAGCGCGGAUUUGGUGGUGCCCUACGUCCAUACUUUCCGCCCUGCCCUUCCACGCCGCCGGGCCAUUCAAAGAUGCGGGUGGGACAAUAAAGUAUAUAUUGGACGAGUACGUGUCAUCGUAUACUCCGACACUCGGAGCUCUCAUCAAAGCCCGGUCAAGGGAUGAGACGACGGACAAGGCCUGUCGCGAGGACGACCCUACAAUGCUCAUCGUUGCUGACACCAAAACCCUAAAAUACACUAGGUCUGAAGUUCGCGCCGUUCGAAACAACACUCGAAGUUACGUUUCAUCUCAUAAACUAUUCCUCGAUGGGAAAGCACUUCGCAAGACAGUGAUAGAAGGUCUGCAGGACGUCACGUGGAUUCAUUUUGCUUGUCACGGCCAUCUAGGCUCAGGAUCGCUUGACUCUUCCUUCAGGCUCUCUGAUAAGGGAUUGACAUUACUUGAUAUCAUGCGAGUUAAUCUUCCGAAUGCUGAAUUUGCAUUUCUCUCUGCCUGCCACACCGCCGAACAGCAUGGAAUUGGGCCAUCACUAGGCACGUAUGAUGAAGUUCUCCACUUAGCCGCCGCCGUGCAAUUCUGUGGUUUUCGAAGCGUGAUUGGGACGAUGUGGGAAAUGUACGAUCCGGAUGGGCCUUUACUUGCUAGAGACGUUUAUUCGUAUAUGGCAGACUAUGAAGACGGCGAAGUGAUACAUAAGCGGUCCGCAGCUGCGCUCCGUAAUGCCGUUUUGGCAUUGCGGAAGGAAGACGUCCAGACAGAGCGAUGGGUCAAUUUGGUGCAUAUUGGUGCUUGA
This is a messenger RNA of Fomitiporia mediterranea MF3/22, 3282 nucleotides long. RefSeq lists its product as uncharacterized. NCBI's taxonomy places the organism in Eukaryota, Fungi, Basidiomycota, Agaricomycetes, Hymenochaetales, Hymenochaetaceae. The annotation marks the transcript as partial. The record is from RefSeq and is a predicted model, not a curated record. The transcript is spliced from 2 exons. Gene Ontology annotation, molecular function: protein binding.